Meleagris gallopavo (turkey) is the source of this 1599-nucleotide messenger RNA. The record is from RefSeq and is a predicted model, not a curated record. Lineage: Eukaryota; Metazoa; Chordata; Aves; Galliformes; Phasianidae.
AGUAGAUCAGCUGAAGGAUUUUAUAACAUCCUCAGUAUUUGUGAACUGUGCUUUCACAGAUAUCAGCAGAAAUCUGUUUUAUCAUUGAUUAAUCUAGUGAAAUUUUGAGAUGUUAGCAUUGUAUGCGUAAAGGAGUAUACUAACUUAAACAUGUAAUCAUUUUAAAGAAAAGCUGACAUUAAUUGUUCUCUUGAGAAGGUCAGUUUAACUGAAGAGUUACUUGCUUCAACCUUAGAAGCCACUGAUAGCCGGGGAAUGGGUCUGUCUGAAUGCAAAAAGUGCCUUUGUCUGCUGGUUAAACGUGCUGUGGCCUCUCUGUAGGCAUGAUAUGGUCAGAGUGUAAGGAGAUCUGGGAAGAGGGCCCACGAGAGUAUGUCGUACAUCUCUGGAACCUUCUGGACUUUGGGAUGCUGUCCAUCUUCGUGGCGUCGUUCACUGCCAGGUUCAUGGCUUUCCUCAAAGCGACUGAAGCACAACAGUACGUCGAUCAGUAUGUUCAAGAUGAUGACCUCAAUAAUGUCACCCUUCCCCCUGAAGUUGCUUAUUUUACUUACGCCAGGAACAAGUGGCUUCCCUCGGAUCCUCAGAUCAUUUCAGAAGGACUGUAUGCAAUAGCUGUGGUACUCAGCUUCUCCCGCAUUGCUUACAUUCUUCCAGCCAACGAAAGCUUCGGGCCCCUGCAGAUCUCUUUGGGAAGGACUGUGAAGGAUAUCUUCAAGUUCAUGGUCAUCUUCAUCAUGGUGUUCCUGGCCUUCAUGAUUGGAAUGUUCAACCUUUACUCUUAUUACCUUGGUGCAAAAUACAACCCUGCAUUUACAACGGUAGAAGAAAGUUUUAAAACCUUAUUCUGGUCAAUAUUUGGCUUAUCUGAAGUGAUAUCCGUGGUGCUGAAGUACGAUCAUAAAUUCAUUGAGAAUAUUGGAUAUGUACUCUAUGGAGUAUACAACGUGACCAUGGUGGUGGUGCUGCUUAAUAUGCUAAUAGCCAUGAUAAACAACUCUUAUCAGGAAAUUGAGGAGGAUGCAGAUGUGGAGUGGAAGUUUGCACGUGCCAAGCUCUGGCUGUCCUACUUUGAUGAAGGAAGGACUUUACCUGCUCCCUUUAAUCUAGUGCCAAGCCCUAAAUCAUUUUAUUAUCUCAUACUGAGAAUAAAAAUGUGCCUCAUAAAACUCUGCAAAUCUAAGGCCAAAAACUGUGAAAAUGAUCUUGAGAUGGGAAUGCUGAACUCCAAACAACGGAAAGUCCGUUUUCAGUCUAGCAGUCUGCAUACAGAGAAUUUUUCAGUGAAGAAUGCUUACAACAAGCCCACAAGAUACCAGGUGCCAACCCUACCUCCCUCUGGAUUCUACUACCUUGGCCAUCUUCAACACACCAAAAUAAUGAAACGCCUGAUUAAGCGCUAUGUGCUGAAGGCUCAGGUGGACCGAGAAAACGAUGAAGUCAAUGAAGGAGAACUCAAAGAGAUUAAGCAAGAUAUUUCUAGUCUCCGCUAUGAACUCCUGGAGGAAAAGUCCCAGGCUACUGGUGAGCUGGCAAGACUUAUACAGCAACUGAGUGACAAAUUCGGGAAGAACUUAAAUAAGGACAUUUGAGGGUGAG